GCUGCUCCCACCACGACUACAGCUGCUCCCACCACAACUACUGCUGCACCCACAACAACUACUGCUGCACACACAACAACCACAGCUGCACCCACCACGACUACAGCUGCUCCCACCACAACUACUGCUGCACCCACAACAACUACUGCUGCACCCACAACAACCACAACUGCACCCACCACGACUACAACUGCACCCACAACAACUACAGCUGCUUCCACCACAACUACUGCUGCACCCACAACAACCACAGCUGCACCCACCACGACUACAGCUGCACCCCUAACAACUACAGCUGCUUCCACAACAACUACAGCUGCUCCCACCUCAACUACUGCUGCUCCCACAACUACUACAGCUUCACCCACAACAACUACAGCUGCACCGACAACAACUACUGCUGCUCCCACAUCAACUACUGCUUCUCCCACCACGACUACAGCUGCACCCACAACAACUACAUCUGCUCCCACCACAACUACUGCUGCACCCACAACAACCACAGCUGCACCCACCACGACUACAGCUGCACCCACAACAACUACAGGUGCUCCAACGACAACUACAGCUGCUCCAACAACAACUACAGCUACAACUACAGCUGCUCCCACAACAACUACAGCUGCUCCCAUCACAACUACUGCUGCACCCACAACAACUACAGCUGCACCCACAACAACUACUGCUGCUCCCACCACAACUACAGCUGCUCCCACCACAACUACUGCUGCACCCACAACAACUACUGCUGCACCCACAACAACCACAGCUGCACCCACCACGACUACAGCUGCUCCCACCACAACUACUGCUGCACCCACAACAACUACUACUGCACCCACAACAACCACAGCCGCACCCACCACGACUACAACUGCACCCACAACAACUACAGCUGCUCCAACAACAACUACAGGUGCACCCACCACAACUACUGCUGCUCCCACAUCAACUACUGCUUCUCCCACCACGACUACAGCUGCACCCACAACAACUACAGCUGCACCCACAACAACUACAGCUGCUCCCACCACAACUACUGCUGCACCCACAACAACCACAGCUGCACCCACAACAACUACAGCUGCUUCCACCACAACUACUGCUGCACCC
This is a messenger RNA of Fundulus heteroclitus (mummichog), 1113 nucleotides long. Its product is annotated as mucin-5AC-like. NCBI's taxonomy places the organism in Eukaryota, Metazoa, Chordata, Actinopteri, Cyprinodontiformes, Fundulidae. The transcript has 2 exons. The record is from RefSeq and is a predicted model, not a curated record. The annotation marks the transcript as partial.